Molecule: messenger RNA, 1576 nt
Organism: Sphaeroforma arctica JP610
Lineage: Eukaryota; Ichthyosporea; Ichthyophonida
Exons: 1
Coding region: 155-1576 (473 amino acids)
Molecular function (GO): protein binding
Source: RefSeq, a predicted model, not a curated record
GCAAAGCGUACUUGUACGGUAGAUGAACCCCCUGUUCUUUUUUAAAGUAGACAAUAAGUCUACUCACAGCAUCAGUUUAAGGUACAUUAAUACGAGUGAUCGAUCAUAGGUUACGCUCGUAUUACAGUCAUAGGCACUAGUAGGUACUGUAAAUAUGGGCAUUUUAGCAAAAGAACAAGGGAAAGUGAGUGUGGAGGCGCCUUCCACUGUCGAAACGGUAUCGAAGCCAACAGACAUGUCAAAGUCGAUAGCUGAGGACAUACUAGACUCCAUUAGCGCUACAUCGGACAACAAGCAUGUGAAAAGUGAUACGAUUAUCAAGAGCUUAAAGAAAGCUCAUGCGUUAAGCAAUAAAGACGGUGCGGGAGUGAUCAUGCGCGCACUCGAACAAGUAGACCGAUGGGAUAUAUCGUACGAAAUGUUCCUGUAUGCGUGUGCAUUGGGGUGGUUAGAGUGUGUAGAAGCAAUCAUGGCCGAUACAAAAGCCGAUAUCAAUCCAGGUGACACUGAGAGCGAGUGCGUUCGAUUGGCAUCCGCACACGGUCAGACACAUGUAGUAAAUUAUCUCCUACGCGACUCACGAGUGGAUCCCACUAGUGUGAACAAUGAAGCCUUAUACUAUGCCACGGAGAAUGAGCAUAUCAGUACUGUCAAGCUGCUGCUACAAGACCCCCGCGUAGACCCCUCUCAGAACGGCACUGGCCCCUCUGCGUGUGUGCUGGGUAUGGUCGAUGUAGUGAAGACACUGCUGGAGGACUUUCGUGUGGAUCCCAACGCCGAGGAAGGGCUUAUGAUCAGGAGUGCGUGUGGCAAUGGUCAAUUAGAGGUGGUUAAGGUGUUACUUGCGGAUAAUCGAGUCGAUCCCACACUACAAGAGGACGAUGCACUGGUACUGGCAUGCACACACGGCCAUACCGAUGUGGUGGAAGUACUGCUGCAAGACGCUCGUGUGGACCCUACUAGUCAAGACAGCGAGGCUAUGGUGAAGGCGUGUGAGUUUGGCUUUACGGAUAUAGUAGGUCGCCUGCUGAAAGACUCUCGUGUGGAUCUGAACGCCAGGAAUACGAGAUGCCUGUUUCGAGCGUGCACCAAUGGCCACGCUGAUGUGGUUGAGCAACUGUUAGUAUCAGACAAACCACUCAAUGUAGCGUACGAUCACAACGCUUGCUUACGUGCUGCGUGUGUGAAGAACCAUAUACAGGUGGUGGAGUUGCUACUUAAAGACUCUCGUGUAGACCCUGCUGAGCGCCAAGACGAAGCUCUGAGGUUUUCGUGUAGGUACGGUAGGGAUGCGGUGGUGGAGCUGUUGCUAAGCGACGAGCGGGUCAACCCGGCCGCUAACAACAACGAGCCUAUACGGACGGCGUGUGCAAUGGGACACUUAAGCAUAGUUAAGAGGCUGUUGUUAGAAUCCAAGAUAGACCCUACAGCAAAGUUCUAUGCAGCCUCGACUGAGGCGUACAAAGGCUCCCAUCACGGUGUACUGAAGGCGCUGGCCAGAGACGAGCGGGUGGAUCCCAUUGAGAUGGAGCGGUACUGGUCCAUGCAGAUAGAGGGAGAGUUCAGGACACUGUAA